CCAUUUCUAAUUUCUUUGAUCCAUUCGCUUCAUACGCAACAGCACGUGUUUUUUUGGAUUUCCGAACAAAUCAAAUAAGUGAAAAGUGCUAUAAUAAUUUUUUGUCAAAAAAAAAAUGGCAGCAAACGAUCAAUUAAUUGCUGCAUUAGUUUUAGACUAUCUUGUGAAAAAAGAUAAAACACUUGCUCAAGUUUAUCAACAAAAAACAAAAGCUGUAAACCUUCCAAAAGGAUGUCCCAAAAUUGACGAAAUUCUUAAACACUAUCAAGCUACUUCUGACAAAAAAAUACCCGCUCUAAAAGGUAAAGCCGAUAGCUCGAGCGAUGACAGUAGUUCUGACGAUGAUGAAGCUCCAAAGAAACCGGUAAUUGCAAAUGGAAAACCUGCUGCAGUUAAAAAAGCAGCAGCUGCUAAGAAAGAAUCAUCCUCAGAAGAUAGUAGCGAUGAGGAAGAGAAGAAACCACCAGCAAAGAAAGCAGCAACUCCUGCUAAGCCUGCUGCAGCUAAGAAAGCAGCAUCUUCAAGUGAUGACAGUAGUUCAGAAGAAGAAGCACCUAAACCUGCUGCUAAACCUGCAGCUACACCCAAACCAACACCGGUGAAAAAAGCUGCUGCUUCUUCGAGUGACAGCGAUGAUAGCGAUGAGGAUGUUGAGAUGCCAGCUGCAAAGACUCCAAGUAAGCCGGCUCCAGCCGCUGCUAAGAAAGAGUCAUCGUCAGAUGACAGCAGCGAUGAGGAUGAAAAACCUGCAGCAAAGAAAGCAGCGACUCCCGCUAAGCCUGCAGCUGCAGCCAAGAAAGCAGCAUCUUCAAGUGACGAUAGUAGUUCGGACGAAGAAGCCGCCGCAAAGCCUCCAGCCAAGGCUGCUGCCGCUAAAACUCCUGUGAAAGCGACUCCCGCAAAGAAGGCCGCCGACACAGAAGACUCGUCAGAUGACUCCUCAGAUGAGGAUGAGAAACCAGCUGCAAAGAAGCCUGUUGUAGCUGCCAAAUCUCCAGCUGCUAAGAAAGCAGCUUCUUCCAGUGAUGAUUCUUCAAGCGAAGAAGAGGAAGUGAAAAAACCAGCUCCAGCAAAGACUCCAGUCAAAGCUGCUCCAGCCGCAAAGAAGAAGGAAUCCAGCAGCGACGAUAGUAGCUCUGAGGAGGAAAAGAAACCAGCUGCCAAGCCAGUUGUAAAAACACCAACUGCUGCUGCCAAGAAACAAGAAUCUAGCAGUGAUGAUAGCUCUGAUGAGGAAGAAACUAAAGCUGCUGUACCAGCGAAAAAGACUCCUGCUAAACCAACUCCAGCAAAGAAGGCCGCAUCCAGCAGUGAUGAUAGCUCCGAUGAUGAAACUCCUGCUGUCACAACAGCUGUUAAAAAGACAGUUACUCCAGCACCUAAAAAGAAGGCCGAUUCAAGUUCUGAUGAUGAUUCUUCGGAUUCGGAGCAACAGCCACCAGCAAAGAAGGCUGCUGUUAGUAAAGCAAAGGAAUCUAGUGACGAUAGUUCAUCAGAUGAAGAUGACAAGCCACAAGCAGCACCAAUUAAGAAGCAAGCAGCCAAGAAGGCUUCCUCAAGUGACGAUGAUGAUGAAGAAGAGAAGAAGGAAGCUCCCAAAGCCGGAAAGAAACGCAAAUUUAGUGAAUCUUCAGCCGCUGAAAAGCCAAAGUAUAGUAACUUUGUUAAGGGCGGAAAUACUGGAAAUGCGGAUGAGGCAAAUGAGAAUGGUAAUGAAGGUAAUAACGGCAAAGACUGGAAGAAUAAGAAUGGUGGUGGAUUUAGAGGUGGAAACCGUGGUGGCGAUCGCGGUAGAGGCCGUGGAGGUGGUGACGGCGGAUUUAAGAAGUUUGGUGGCAGAGGAGGCGGAGGUGAUGGUGGCGGUUUCCGCAAAUCAUUUGGAGGACAUGGCAAUAAUGAAGGAGGCGGCGAAGGUGGUGAAGGCCGCAAAUCAUUCGGUGGUGGAUUUGGUGGACGAGGUGGUGGCGGCGGUCGUGGUCGCGGUGGUGGUGACCGUGGAGGUGGCCGCGGCCGUGGUGGAUUUGGAGGUGAAGGACGUGGACGUGGUGGCGGUGGUGGCCGUGGACGAGGCGGUUUUGACGGUGGACGCGGCCGAGGCGGUGGUGGAGGUGGUUUUAACAAAUCCUUUGGCAACAAAAGUUUCGAUAGUCCCGCCCAAAAUAAAAAGAUUUCAUUUGACGAUUAGGCAGAAAGUUGCGAAUUUUAGUUGUUUCAUGUAAAUUAAGAAUGAUUUAAUAG
Episyrphus balteatus (marmalade hoverfly) is the source of this 2238-nucleotide messenger RNA. RefSeq names its product nucleolar protein dao-5. The record is from RefSeq and is a predicted model, not a curated record. Gene Ontology annotation, cellular component: nucleolus; nucleoplasm. Lineage: Eukaryota; Metazoa; Arthropoda; Insecta; Diptera; Syrphidae. Bases 116 to 2185 code for a protein of 689 amino acids. The transcript is spliced from 4 exons.